AUGACACACGCCGGUAUCAACGGUGCCCAUGGCUCUGGCCCUCAAUCGUCCCCUUGGCCAUCGUGGCUAACCAGCUGCUGCGCACCGCUGGUCUCCUCAGAGGACAGGAGGCCGCGUCGUAGUAAGUCUUUGCCUACUUCUACUUCUACAUCUGACUCUGCCCACACUGGCAUUGCCUGGGCCUCGGAUUCGUCUUGUACUUUGAACAUUUCGUGGCCAGUGGGCAGGUUGAGCGACGAACAGUUGCUGAUAGGCCAAGUCGACGAGAAGCAAACAUAUCCAGUAAUAUACGAUCAACCACUUCACCACCCUAAGCCUGUGGCCAUGCCCAAGCAUCGUAACAUGUCGGAGUCUACGACAAGAGACAGUGUCUCAUCCAAGAGAAGGAGAUUCUGGUCUUUCUCCUCUAACAACUCACGCCGUCCCCUCAUCUCAGCACCUUCCGACUUUCGCCAUGUUGCCCAUUCGAGCGAUCCCUUCGAUCCCUUCUUUGACUAUCCUGAGCCUACACCAUCACGGGCUUCCAAUCUUCGACCAGCUAAACAGCUGCCUCAUCGCCCUUACCGACCACUCGAGUUGAGCAUCUACCAGCCUGACAAUCGUGUAUCUCCUCUUUUACCUCACUUUGAGCCUAGGCCUGCGAAUCCAGCCCCUUCAUCUGACUUUUCUGAGGAGUGUGUAUCGGAACUUUCAGAUUGCCCAUCGGAAGAGGUACCGCCUUCGUUAGAGUAUCAGAAGAGCUUCUCAGGCUCCCCUAUGUCCUUUCACACCCCACGCAGAAACUUCACAGGCAGCGCUCCUGGCUCUUCGUUUGGAGAAGAUGAGAUUCCGCCUCUAAUCCCUCCCAAGUCUCAAGGUCGUUCCCGGGCCUACAGCUCGCCGGACGUUAACAAGGUCAAGGAACGAGUUGCGAGUGCUAUGCUUGAGGUCGAGAAGCUCCAAAAACAAAUCGACGAUGUUAUUGAGAGACAGAGUCUCUAUGUUCCGAGCCGACCGGCAACUCCUCACUCUGUGGCUAGAUCUGUGCAUGGUAUGAGUUCUACGUAUCGUCCUGGUGACGAAUCUCAUCCGCUGAUGCCCUCAGAGCUGGAGCCCAUGCCUUCAAUUCCCGCUCUUCCCCCAGCAGCGCCGUCUUUUGCUCAACGCCUCAACUCUGAUAUAAUCGAGAGACCGCACACAGCACCUAUCAGAUCCCCUCGUGCACCUGUAAGGAUUCCCGUUACCCCUCCUCGUCGGGCCCGGACUCCUGGAGAGUCACGGACCCCGUCUUCUACUCCCUCUCCUCCUAGGCGAGAGAAUCUACCCCCGCCACCACCUUUACCUUUGGUUCUUCGACCACCCUUGAGGAAGAAGAAGUCCUUCUCUCGAGUAUCCAGUUGGCUCUUCCCCGGAUCGCAGCACGGCCGGAAUAUGAGCUUCGACUCUGUUACAAACGCUCCCCGCCCUAUCAGGGGCAAUCAAGGGUUCUAUCAGGUCUCGCAGGGCGGGACAUCACUUCGACGCCGGAGCACGGACUCUGUCGACACUGUUAGCACCUGGGAGUCGGACGAAGAGGUUCGCACGGUUCCAACAACAUGCUCAGUUGGUAGCACGGCAGCUGUAUCACCAGACGACGGGCCUCUGAUAUCGCGGUUCGCCACGUCUACGUUUGGUCGCAACGAUAUCCGACCCCAGAGGAGAAGCGUCGGUGUUGCAAUGUGA
This is a messenger RNA of Fusarium coffeatum, 1701 nucleotides long. RefSeq lists its product as uncharacterized. NCBI's taxonomy places the organism in Eukaryota, Fungi, Ascomycota, Sordariomycetes, Hypocreales, Nectriaceae. The record is from RefSeq and is a predicted model, not a curated record. The transcript has a single exon. The coding region runs from base 1 to 1701 and encodes 566 amino acids.